AUCUGUUCAUUGAUUAAUUUGUUAUCAAUAGCGUAGUGCAUAAUAUAAAUUAUUUUUCUGCGUUAAUACUUCUUACAACAUUUAUGUACGAAUGGAAAUACAUUAAGAUCCUCAAGUUUUAAAUUGUAUCAAGAUUUUUCCAAAGUCUAAGUGUUCUAUUAAUAGCUAAGAAUGCCCGGGACGAAUCUUAUCGUGCCCGUUGUGUUGUGGGGUAAAAAUGCGCCAUCGCAUUGCGUAUCUUCGGUCUAUUUAUCUAGGGAUCAGAAAACUCUAGUUACAGGAUGUUACGAUGGUCAGAUUUGUAUUUGGCAAGUAAAUCCUGAUACAUUGCAAAUGACUCCCCGAUGUCUCCUUGUGGGGCAUACUGCUCCUGUCACUUGUUUAUCCAGGGCUUCAAUAAUUCAGGAUAAUAACUACAUUGUGAGCUCAUCUGAAGCUGGAGAAAUGUGUACUUGGGACCUGGUUGAUGGGAAAUGUAGGGAGAGUGUUAAAUUAACACAAAUCCACACAAAUAUUCAGGCCUAUCAUAUGUGCAACAGCGAGGAUUUACGUCUCUUCUGCAAUGGAUAUUACGCAGAGAUUCUUAUUAUGGAUCCAUUCUCAUUGGAGAUAUUAUUUUCAUUGAGUUCCAAGAUGAAUCCUGAUUGGAUUUCAGCUUUACAUGUGUUACGACCUUCUUCAAGGAAAGAUGAUGUGGUUUUAGCAAUUUCUAUCACUGGAACUGUAAAAGUUUGGUCUCUCCUUGGCCAUGAGAAUAAACAAUCUGAACCGAUCUACGAGAAUGAAUCUAAACAAAUCCGCUGCCUGAAUGCGUUGUCAUUGAACUGCUGCGCGUACAACCAGCGUACUGUGCUCGUUGUUUGUGCUAAGUAUUGCCAAAUAUAUGACGCAGGAGAUUUUUCAGUUCUCUGCUCUAUACAAGCUCCGGCAGGAGAGCGCUGGAUGUCCGGGGACUUUUUAGCCACAGACCGUGUUCUUGUUUGGUCCACCGAGGGCAAGGGAUACAUGUAUAAAUUACCUGCUAACAAGCUACGUGGACGGGCCAUACGUAGCUCUGUACCGGAUCACAAAGGCUUUCACGGUCCUACCGUGGAACACGAUAGUCCAGUAUUAUUUAGUAUUUUGGCGCACCCUGAUAAUAAGUUGUUAUCAUGUCCCCCGGCGAUGCGAUUCGUGACGACAUCAGUGGGUGGAAAACAACGAAGGCUGCUGCUCCGUGGUGAUUCCGCUGGUGUCGUAUCCCUAUGGAAUGUAGACCAGGCUGUCACGCCGGUCCUCAACCAGUUACCUUCGCAUGCCCCGAUUGUAAUGACAAGUUUAGAUAUGGCCUGGGAGGAAAUGAACCCAAGCCCUGUCGGUAUAUUGGACCAAUUGAGUCAUCCAGAUGAACAAGAAAUAAAGUUAACAGCGUCCAUUUAUCUAUUGGCUGCUAACCGUUUAGUGGUCGGCAGAGAGGAUGGUUCCAUAGUGAUAGUAAAUGCGACGCAUACUGUGCAGUUGCAAUUAUUGCACGGCGGUCACCAGCAGUUGGAUGAUUGGCCACCCCAUCAGUUACUGUUGGGACAUAAUGGUCGAGUGAACUGUCUGUUAUAUCCACACCAUAUACAUCACAGAUACGACCGGUCCCAUUUAGUGUCAGGUGGUAUAGACUUCGCGGUGUGCCUGUGGGACCUGUUCUCUGGCGCGCUGCUGCACCGCUUCUGUGUGCACGCCGGAGAGAUCACCCAGCUCAUAGUGCCGCCGCAUAACUGCAGUACUCGAAUACAGAAGUGCAUCUGCUCCGUUGCCUCCGAUCAUAGCGUCACUCUACUCAGUCUGACGGAGCGUAAAUGUGUGACCCUGGCGUCCCGUCACCUGUUCCCCGUGGUGAGCAUCAAGUGGCGGCCGGCGGACGACUUCAUGGUGGUGGGCUGCAGCGACGGCACUGUCUACGUCUGGCAGAUGGAGACGGGACAUCUGGACAGGGUACUACAUGGUAUGAUAGCUGAGGAGGUACUGUCCGCGUGUGACGAGACAGUUGCUGACGACCUGGGCGGCUCGCUGGCGGCCGGCGCUGGAGACCUGCAGGGGCUGGCUAACCCUGCUGUGCACUUCUUCAGGGGUCUCCGUCAUCGCAACUUAACAGCGAUGCGUGCGGCGACGGCGCGCGGGCUGGCGGCGCUGUCGGGCGCGCACGGCGCGGGCGGCGCGGGCCCGCUCGCGGAGCCAGCGCGCGCGCGCCGCGCACCGCUCACUGUGCAGGGAUUCAGAUCUAACCCUACAGAUCCAGAGAGUCAUAUCCUGUUCUUUGACAUCGAGGGUCUGAUAGUGGAAUUACUGAGUGAGGAAUACUCCGCAAUGAGUCCUGCAAGUUUAGAGGCUGCUGGUUUGAUAACCAGUGAAUAUAUGAAAGUGGCGGCAUUAACUCAAUCCGCAAGUCCUGAUGCUGCUAAACGUAUUUCUGGUAUUCUCGCUAAAAUGAAGGAGGGAGCAGAAACUAUGCAGACUAAGUUGCAGGCCAAAGCUGAACAGCUAAAGGGUGGUUCAGAUCAUAAAGAUGAACUCAACCAGAAACGGAACCGUCCCCGCGACAUGUCACUGGCGGAGCCCCCGCACACGAUGGAGAUUGCACAGAUUCUGAUGUCGCUGCUGCACGCCUGGGGCCUCGACCCUGACCUUGAUAGAGUCUGCGAGUCCAAGCUUGGCCUACUAAGACCAAUGGUGCCAGUAUGCUUCGGCGUAGUGUCUCGCGCAAAGAGUUUCAAGCGUCCACAAGUGGAAAUGCUGGCACGUAGAUGGCAACACCAAUGUUUAGAGGUGCGGGAUGCCUCCCAGGCUUUACUAUUGGCUGAACUCGGCAGACUAGGUCCAAAGGGACGUAAGCAGUUAGUGGACAGCUGGGCCCAGUUCCUGCCGCUCUACACGCACACGGAGAGUAUCAACCCUCAUGCCGCCCAAAAGGAGCCUAUAGAAAAGCCCGAGGUAGAGUCAGAAGAAGAAGAAGAGGAGAUAGUCCGAAAGCCAUCGUCUCUCGCGGAGUUAAAACGCAAACAGACGACUGCAGUGGUGCUACUGGGAGUUAUAGGCGCGGAGUUUGGACAGGACAUAGCCAGUGAAGGUGGUGCGGGCAGCAAGCGGCGUAAAGAUGGCGAUAGUAGAAAGAGUUCCAUUGUGGAAGGUUUCACACUAAGCGCGUCCAACAACUUGGCGCGUUUGACAGCGCUGGCUUUGACUCACUUGCUGCUGGCGCCGGGCAGCGCCAAGCUCCCCGCACACACGCCGCUGCGCCGCGCCGCUGUUGACCUGCUCGGCCGCGGCUUCGCGGUCUGGGAGCCUUAUCUGGACGUCAGUCAUGUUCUAUUAGGUCUGCUGGAGAUGUGCUCGGACGCGGACAAGCUGGUGCCGUCGAUGACGUACGGGCUGCCACUGACCCCGCAGGCUGACAGCUGCCGCACCGCGCGGCACGCCCUCACACUCAUUGCCACGUCUAGGCCUGCGGCGUUCAUAACGACGAUGGCGCGCGAGGUGGCGCGCUGCGCGGCGGCGGCGGCGGGCGCUCCGCCCCCGGCCGCGGCGCAGGCGCUGCAGCGCGGCCGCGCGGAGGUGCUCCGCGGCAUCGAGCUGCUCAUUGAUAGGAUGCACGCAGAGGUCGCUGAACUACUUGUUGAGGUGAUGGAUAUAAUCCUGCACUGCGUGGACCAGUCCCACCUGAAGAGCAAGGGUCUGAACGAGGUGUUCCCCGCCAUCUGCCGCUACAACCAGGUCUCGCACUGCCCCGCCACGCGCAGGAUCGCCGUGGGCAGCCACACUGGCCAGCUGGCGCUGUACGAGCUGCGCGCGGGACGAUGCCAGUCGCUGGCGGCGCACGGCGGGCCAGUCACCGCCUGCGCCUUCAGCCCCGACGGCCGCUACCUCGUCUCCUACGCCACUGCCGACAACCGCCUCUCCUUCUGGCAAACCACCGCCGGUAUGUUCGGUCUGGGCGCGGCGCAGACCCGCUGCGUGAAGUGCUACAGCACAGCGCCGAUGGCGGACACAGACAUUAAUAAUGGAAUCAUAUUAACAUGUUUAAUUUUGAGGAGUAAUAAUGCUCGGUAA
Messenger RNA from Papilio polytes (common Mormon), 4077 nucleotides. RefSeq names its product WD repeat-containing protein 7 (gene Rbcn-3B). Bases 172 to 4077 code for a protein of 1301 amino acids. The record is from RefSeq and is a predicted model, not a curated record. Gene Ontology annotation, cellular component: cytoplasm. NCBI's taxonomy places the organism in Eukaryota, Metazoa, Arthropoda, Insecta, Lepidoptera, Papilionidae. Gene Ontology annotation, molecular function: protein binding. The transcript is spliced from 34 exons.